GUCUCUGAAUGGGCUCAUUGUGGAGAGGGAUGUGAUUGUGUGCGGUGUGCGUGGACCCCCUUAACUAGCUGGUCAGCACUAGGAGGGAUUAGCUACUAGCCUCGCUCUCAGACGGGCAUUGCUAAGCCUGAAUCAUGCACAUCGUCAUUAUUCCCCACUGGGAGUGGAGCCGUAGUUGUGCAAGAUGCGGAUAGCGGGGACGCGUUUCGUUCUGUCCGCAGGUCGUCCAAGAAGUUUCCCGAGUUCCGACCUCUUCACGAGGUCUCCCGCAGGACGCACAGUCGGGUGUGCGGCUCUCAUCACAUGUGCUUCACGUUAAACUGCCCCGACCCCGAAAAGACACCGACGGAAAAACGAAACACACAACUUAACACUGAACCCCUGAGACGAUUUGUGGAGUGAAAAAGGAAACUUUUACGCAUUGAGAGGUCCACCAGGGAGGAGGACUGCAACGAUGGGGAACGCAGGGAGUAUGGAUCACCACAACGACUUCAGGGGUCACCAUAUGCCCUCGAAGCUCCCCAUGCCUGAACAAAGUGAACUGGAGGAGAGAUUUGCAAUCGUGCUGAACUCCAUGAACCUUCCUCCAGACAAGGCUCGGUUACUACGGCAAUACGACAACGAGAAGAAGUGGGAACUGAUCUGCGACCAGGAACGGUUCCAAGUCAAAAACCCUCCUCACACAUACAUCCAGAAGCUCCGGAGUUAUCUGGACCCGGCUGUGACCCGGAAGAAAUUCAGACGAAGGGUCCAGGAGUCCACCCAAGUCCUCAGAGAACUGGAAAUUUCAUUACGGACCAAUCACAUAGGGUGGGUCCGAGAGUUCCUGAAUGAGGAGAACAAAGGCCUGGAUGUGCUGGUGGAGUAUCUGUCCUUCGCCCAGUACGCCGUCACGUUUGAUGGCGACUGCGCGGAGAACAACUUGGAGAACUCUGUGGACAAGUCCAAGCCUUGGAGUCGGUCCAUAGAGGACUUCCACGGCGGGGGGACCCUACCCUCCAACGGCUCUGGGAUCAGCCGCGCCGGGAGGCAGUCCACGCUACGGACGGGGAGCACCACUAAGUGCCCAAAGUGCUCGGAAAAACGACGUUCGAACACGCUCCCCAGCCGCCGGACCCUGAAGAACUCGCGGCUGGUGUGCCGGAAGGACGAUGUCCACGUGUGCAUCAUGUGCCUGCGAGCCAUCAUGAACUACCAGUACGGCUUCAACAUGGUCAUGUCGCACGCACACGCUGUGAAUGAAAUUGCUCUGAGUCUCAACAAUAAGAACCCCAGGACCAAAGCUCUGGUGCUGGAGCUGCUGGCGGCCGUGUGUCUCGUCCGGGGGGGCCACGAAAUCAUCCUCUCCGCCUUCGACAACUUUCAAGAGGUGUGUGUGGAGGAGCAGCGCUUCGAGAAGCUAAUGGAGCACUUCAGGAACGAAGACAACAACAUUGACUUCAUGGUGGCGUGUAUGCAGUUCAUCAACAUCGUGGUCCACUCGGUGGAGGACAUGAACUUCCGGGUCCACCUGCAGUACGACUUCACCAAGCUGUUUCUGGACGAGUACCUCGACAAGCUGAAGCACACAGAGAGCGACAAGCUGCAGGUGCAGAUCCAGGCGUACCUGGACAACGUGUUCGACGUGGGCGCGCUGCUGGAGGACGCCGAGACCAAGAACGCCGCCCUGGAGCGGGUAGAGGAGCUGGAGGAGAACAUGUCCCACUUGUCAGAGAAGCUACAGGACACGGAGAACGAAGCAAUGUCCAAGAUCGUGGAGCUGGAGAAGCAGCUGAUGCAGCGGAACAAGGACCUGGAAGUAAUCCGGGAAGUGUACAAGGACACCAGCUCCCAGGUGCACGCGCUGCGGCAGAUGGUGAAGGACCGGGACGCCACGCUGCAGCGCCAGGGCAACCUGGAGAAGAAGAUCCAGGAGCUGGAGAAGCAGGGCACGCUCAAGGGCCACAAGAAGGGCCACGGGGACGCCUCCGUCCUGGCCCCGGGCGCCGCCGGCACCGCCCCCACCGGCGCGCUCACGCUACCGCCCGGCGUGGAGGGGGGCGGGGUACCAGGAGGCGGAGUCCUGAACUAUACGGGGGACAUGAUGUUGGCCCCGUUGCCACCUCCCCCUCCUCCUCCUCCACCACCUCCUCCUAUGAACGGCUUGUUGCCAAACGGGAGCUCGCCGGUCGACUCCCUCAUAGCACCGCCACCUCCCCCUCCUCCCCCACCUCCUCCUCCUCCCCUCCCCUCGUCGGGGGGGUGCAUACCUCCCCCGCCUCCCCCUCCACUCCCAGGAGGCGGCGGAACGCCCACCGUCAUCAUGAACUCCGGCCUCGCAGAGGGACCCAUCAAACUGUUCUCCGUGAAGAUCAAGAAGCCGAUCAAGACAAAGUUCAGGAUGCCCGUGUUCAACUGGGUGGCACUGAAGCCCAACCAAAUCAACGGCACCGUCUUCAACGAGAUCGACGACGAGAGAAUACUGGAGGACCUGAACGUGGACGAGUUUGAGGAGAUGUUCAAGACCAAGGCCCAGGGGCAGGCCUUCGACGUGAUCUCCAGCAAGCAGAAGGUGUCCCAGAAGGGCCCCACUAAGGUGUCCCUGCUGGACUCCAACCGGGCCAAGAACCUGGCCAUCACGCUGCGGAAGGUGGGCAAGACCCCCGAGGAGAUCAGCAAGUCCAUCCAAAUCUUCGACCUGCGCGCGCUGCCCGUGGACUACGUGGAGUGCCUGAUGCGCUUCCAGCCCACGGAGACGGAGGUGAAGAUCAUGCGGCAGUUCGAGAAGGAGCGCAAGCCGCUGGAGAGCCUGACCAACGAGGACCGCUUCAUGAUGCACUUCAGCAAGAUCGAGCGGCUCAUGCAGAAGAUGACCAUCAUGGCCUUCAUCGGGAACUUCACCGAGAGCGUGCAGAUGCUCACGCCGCAACUCCAUGCCGUCAUCGCGGCCUCCGUGUCCAUCAAGUCGUCCCAGAAGCUGAAGAAGAUCCUGGAGAUCAUCUUGGCGCUGGGAAACUACAUGAACAGUGGCAAGCGAGGAGCCGUGUACGGAUUCAAACUACAGAGUUUAGACUUGCUGCUGGACACCAAGUCGACGGACCGCAAGCAGACGCUGCUGCACUACAUCGCCAACGUGGUGCGGGAGAAGUACCAGCAGGUGUCUCUGUUCUACAACGAGAUCCACUAUGUGGAGAAGGCAGCGGCAGUGUCGCUGGACAACGUGCUUCUGGACGUGCGGGAGCUGCAGCGGGGCAUGGACCUGACCAAGAGGGAGUACAGCAUGCACGGCCACAACACCAUGCUCAAGGACUUCAUCGCCCUCAAUGAGGCCAAGCUGCGCAAGCUGCAGGAGGACGCCAAGAUCGCCCAGGACGCUUUUGACGAGGCGGUAAAGUUCUUCGGCGAAAACAGCAAGACCACCCCCCCAUCGGUCUUCUUCCCUGUGUUUGUACGCUUCGUCAAGGCCUACAGGCAAGCGGACGAGGACAACGAGUUCAGGAAGAGGCAGGAGCAGAUGCUGAUGGAGAAGCUGUUGGAGCAGGAGGCCAUGAUGGAGGAGGACAAGAAGUCCCCCUCCAAGAGCAAGCAUCCACAGCGGGAGCUGAUCCAGGAGCUGCGGAAGAAGCAGGUGAAGGACAGCCGACAUGUCUACGAAGGGAAGGACGGAACCAUCGAAGACAUUAUCACAGUGCUGAAGACCGUGCCCUUCACCGCGCGCACCGCCAAGCGCGGCUCGCGCUUCUUCUGCGACCCCGCCCUCAGUGACGAGUACCAUUACUAAGCUUGUAGAACGCUCGCUCCCGCUCCUCCCGCACCAAGAUCUGAGGAACCAGCCAUACAGGCGAGCCGAUGGCGUGCGUCGCAGUGGCCGCCGGCGUUUCGAUGACCAGAGCCUGCGGCCAAUCAACAGCGGGGAGGUGGUCAUGUGACGAGGGACCGCAGGAAGAUGUGAUGUGGAUGGGUGAAGGGACGUGCGAUGGUUUUAGAAAGAGAGGGGGAGAGAGAGAGAGAGCGGAUGGAUGUGAGACGGAAGAUGCCGGGAGGAGGAUGCUGCUGAGUUUCCUAGCAACCAACAGAGAUAAAUAUGUAAAUAUAUACAUGAAAGAAAACGAAAAGACAAUGAAUCUCUGGCGUAGGAGUGGCCUCUGGAAUAAGAAGGACUUGGGUGUAGGGGGGGGGGGGGUUAGACCGAUGGAGACGAGGGAGUGGGAGAGUGGUCUGCAAUGUUAAAAAGAAAAGAAAAGUAAUUUGCAAAGUGCCUGAACUUUUCAUGUGAUGUCAUAACGUUGUUAGUUUUCGGUUCGUUUUUCGUCCAAUUGUCGAUAGUCAUUACAAUCCAUGAAACACCACCAGGCUUUAAAUCCUUAAGACAUCUGGGAUGCGAUGAACCAACUGGAUGAUACGGUGAUACGUAGCAGGGCAGUGGAUACUGGGAAGAAGAAUUGGAACUUGCACAGAAUGUAUGGAACGCAUUCCGUGUGACAGUUCCGGAACCCUCUGGCACGAGGAUCCAAGGCCGCAUUACUUAAGCACAUUCCAAGACUCCAGGGAUUCCUAUGACCCAACGAGCUUGAAAAGCAUUUUUUCAAAACAAAAUGGCUUUUCAAUCUUUUUUUCUCCAAAAGGGUUCCUUAUCAAAGUAUUAGCUGUUGAGAUUUAAGCGAUGAUUCGAAAAAUCGUAGAAAAGGUCUGGUAGGACCGUGCCACGGUGACUUUGAAUUAUUUCAAGAGGGAUAUGAGUUGUUGGAGGAUGGGGCCAGGUUAAUGUGAACUUUAUAUUGCACAUCAUUUGUAUGCUUGACUGUACGGACGACUCAUUCAAAGCUUAUUCUUUGGUGAGGAGAGAACGAGGCUGUCCCAUCACAGUGAUGCGAUGUUAGUGUGUCCUCCAUUUUGUUUGAAUACAGUUGUGUUGUGGGUCAAUACAUGAAUAUACCACCAGAGUGUUCACUAUGAGCAGAGUGUACCCAGGACACUGAAGCCCAUGUGAUGAAUACACGAUGGAAAGGGGGAUCGAAAUACUUUAUUUUUGUUUGUUUGAAAUUGUUCAAAGGGGAUUUGGAAUCAGUGCAGCCAUCUUCAUAUCCUUAUUGUAUUUUUUAUUGUAUAGUAUUUAACCACUAAAAAGGUUUCAUUCUAGCUUUCAAUGUUUGUUUUUGUUUCAUGUGACCUUUCCAUUUGGCAGAAUGUCAGUUAAUGACGGCUCCUCUACGUCGACAUGGCAAAAAAACAAAAAAACAAAGUUUUGUAAAUGUACAGAUAUUUUGCUACAAACGUAAAUUUUGUUGUACCCUUUUUUUAAUUCCUAAUUCAUAUGACCCGUGAGGUUCAUAUUGUAAAUAUUGUUUAAACAAAAGUUUACAAUGCUUUGUGCUCUACAAUUUGAAUGUUAUUAACUUAUAGUUGUUUUCAUUUCUUAUAUUUAAUUAAACCAAAACAAUAGCCUAACAAAUCAUUAUUGUAGAGUGCUAUGAAGGCUUCUCAUACUGGAUCACUUCAUUAAAUACCGAGUGGAUCAGAAAACUACACUAAGCCAGCGACGCACACAGCACGGGAUGCAAGGGUUUCAUACACUGUUUGAGUGUGUGAAUAGCGUUAAAUUUUAUAUCUAAUUUGGACCUCAAUGUUGACAUUUGUUUAUUUUUUUAAAUAAGUUACUGCCAAUUUAGAACAUAAUGGUUUGAUAGCAAUGGAACAUUGACAUGAAAUCGAUUUAGCCUUUCUUAUCUGAUGUACCCGGUUCGAAUAAGGUUGUUUUCCAGUCGCUGGCUUGUGCAACGUUGUGAUCCAUUCUGUUCUCUGGACCAAAAAUAACCCAUUAAAGCAUGUUGUGCAUUACCAUGUUCUCUGAAGAACGUCCUGCUCAUCUCUUCUCCUGGACUGGAUAAUACUGGCAUGUCUCUGUUUAAAUCAGAAUUGUAUUUUAGGCAUUGUGUGCUGACUAUAAAAUACUUAAAAUAACUUCUUUUUUUUACGUUAGGCGGGAUUCUUAAUGAAUACGAUCAAUUAAACUAUUUACAUUGAAUG
Messenger RNA from Gadus morhua (Atlantic cod), 6006 nucleotides. RefSeq names its product formin-like 2a (gene fmnl2a). Bases 455 to 3760 code for a protein of 1101 amino acids. NCBI's taxonomy places the organism in Eukaryota, Metazoa, Chordata, Actinopteri, Gadiformes, Gadidae. The transcript is spliced from 29 exons. Gene Ontology annotation, cellular component: cytosol. Gene Ontology annotation, molecular function: small GTPase binding; actin filament binding. The record is from RefSeq and is a predicted model, not a curated record. Gene Ontology annotation, biological process: cell migration; regulation of cell shape; cortical actin cytoskeleton organization.